AUAGAUAGCAUAUAAAUAGAAUAUAUAUAGGUAUAAUUGAUAAACAAACACACUUACAAGUAUUGAUUCAGGUAGAUUAUAUACUAUGGAGAUUCUUGGUGUUAUCUCUGUACCAGGAUGGCUGUUAACGAUUUUGCUUCUAAUCCUAACAGUUUGCUUAUAUUCAAAAUGGAAGCACAGUAUGUGGAAAAGACUUGGUGUUCCUGGUCCGGAACCAACUCCUUUUCUGGGUAUUAUGAAAGAAUAUUUUAAAAAGGGUUCCUGUAACACAGAUUUAGAACUUGUGAGGAAAUACGGCAAUGUUGUCGGGGUUUAUCAGGGUCAUAUACCAAGUCUGUUAGUUGCUGAUCCAGAAAUGUUGAAAGUGAUAUUUGUUAAGGAAUUCUCUAACUUUCCAAACAGAUUUAUACCAGUAAAGCCGACGGAACGAAUGUUAGCUGGUGUAGCUUUGGCCCAGGGAACACAUUGGAAGUUUCUCAGAAGUACCCUCUCACCGACAUUUACAGUGGGAAAAUUAAAACUUAUGGUACAGAAAAUCGACAAAUGUUGUCAAGCUUUGGUAGAAAACAUUCGCUCACAGCGGGGCGACAAGGAUCCAGUUGAUAUGAAAGAAUUGUGUGGAGCAUUCACUAUGGAUGUCAUAUCUAGUACAGCUUUUGGUAUUGAGGUUAAUUCACAAAGAGAACCCAAUAAUCGAUUUGUUUACUACGGAAAAAAAGCUGCCAUUGGACAACUUGCGUCAUCAUUUGCUGUUUUUAUCAUGAUAUUUCCAUUUCUAAAAAAUGUAAUUGGAACUAUCUUGCGCAAAGGUAACAGAGUUGGCAAAGAUGUCAUGGAAUUCUUCGACACGGCGCUAAGGUCUGCUAUCGAUCUUCGAAAGGAAGGAAAAGAGCAAUACCAAGAUUUCCUACAAUUAAUGAUAAAUGCUAGACACAAGGAUGAUCAUCAAGGGAAUUAUUCAUCAGGUGACAUGCAGAGUUCUAAAAAUAGAGGUUUAAAUGAAAUGGAGUUAAAAUCAAAUGCCAUGACGUUCUUCCUAGCAGGAUAUGACACAACAGCCAAUACACUAUCAUUUGCUUGUUAUGCAUUGGCCACUAACUCAGAUGUGCAGAAGAAGCUUAUUGAGGAGAUCGAUACCGUCCUUUGUGGGGAAAAACCCCAAUAUGAAGAUAUAUCAAAGUUACAGUAUUUGGAGAGAUUUGUAAAUGAAGUUUUGCGUCUUUAUGGAGCUGCAACUAGAUUUAACAGGGAAUGUCAGAGAGAUAUCAAGAUUAAAGACACGUUUAUCCCGAAAGGAACAGGCAUUAGUGUACCCUCAUUUGCCUUGCACAGAAAUCCGGAUUACUGGCCAGAUCCAGAAAAGUUUGAUCCUGAAAGAUUUACUGAUGAAAAUAUCGCCAAACGACCAGAAUAUAGUUUUAUUCCUUUUGGCAUCGGUCCAAGAAUAUGCAUUGGUAUGAGGUUGGCGUUACUUGAGGCAAAAAUGGCUUUGGUGCAUAUGCUUCAGAAUUUCUCUUUCACCACCUGUGAUAAGACGGAGAUUCCAGUCACAUUUGAAAAAGGGUUUAUUCUGAAGGCACAGAAUGGAAUAGUUUUAAAUGUUAAUCCACGUAAAGACACGCGAUAGAAUACUUAUAUGUACCAUGAGGACUGUAAUUGAUGUAAAAGUUACAUAUACAUUUGUAAGCAGCAAGCGUUAAUUCGAUUUUUUAGGUAACACUAUAUGUUUAAAUUUAUUGUUAAAUACAAGUAGUCAUAUUAUAGAUAUGUUAUGCAAAAACAUAAAUGAAUAAAGAUAUAUUCUGUAAAA
Molecule: messenger RNA, 1810 nt
Organism: Mytilus californianus (California mussel)
Lineage: Eukaryota; Metazoa; Mollusca; Bivalvia; Mytilida; Mytilidae
Product: cytochrome P450 3A21-like
Exons: 14
Coding region: 86-1627 (513 amino acids)
Molecular function (GO): heme binding; iron ion binding; oxidoreductase activity, acting on paired donors, with incorporation or reduction of molecular oxygen
Source: RefSeq, a predicted model, not a curated record